AUGAGUGAACAUGUACUUAAUUGCGAAUUACAUAUUUUCACUGAUGCGUCACAAAAUGCGUAUGGGGCUUGUGCGUACAUACGCACGUACUCGGAUCAAUCAUCGGUAUCAGUCAAAUUAUUAUGUGCAAAGAGCAAAGUGGCCCCCGUAAAAACAGUGUGUACUAUUCCGCGGCUUGAACUUUGUGGUGCUUUGCUCGGCGCGCGGCUAUAUCGUAAAAUUUUAAGUUCGUUAAGGCUUACGUUUACAAAAGUUUACUUUUGGACAGAUUCCACCAUAGUCAUGGGCUGGAUUAGAAUGCCUCCUCAUAAUUUAAAAACGUUUGUCCAAAAUCGAGUGUCUCAAAUAAACGAUCUUACGGGAGACGCGAUUUGGUUGCAUAUUAAAGGCACAGAUAAUCCUGCAGAUAUUGUGUCGAGGGGCCUCCACUUAAACGAACUCCAAGACAAUGACCUGUGGUGGCACGGGCCAGCCUUUUUACAGAGCCAUGACAUUGAAUGGUCAAAUAAUGUUGUCAUAGAUAAUGCAAAGUUGCCCGAAUUGAAGGUUCAACAUGCGAGUAUGGUGUGUAGUAAUCAGAAUAGUGAUUGCUUAGUAGAUUUUAAUAGAUUUUCUUCAUUCAAUCGGCUGCGUCGAAUGUCAGCCUAUGUACUCAGGUUCAUCGGUAACACACGUGUUAGUAAACAAGACCGAAAAACCGGUUCCUUAUCUGUUAUUGAGUUGGACGCUGCAACUAUUAUGUUAGCACGGCUUGCACAACUGCAAUCGUUUAAUAGCGAAUAUAGCGAUUUAGAUAAGAAAUCGGUUGUAAAAUCUAAAAGAAUACUAGGUUUAAAUCCUUUUCUUGAUGAAUUUAAAUUAAUACGCGUUGGCGGAAGGUUGAGUAACUGUAAUUCUUUUAAUAACAACAAGAAACAUCCUAUUCUGUUGUGUAGUAAACACAGACUGACUAUGUUGAUAUUUGCGCAUGAACAUAAACAGUUAUUGCAUUGUGGGCCUCAGCAACUCUUGGCUUCUGUGCGUGAGACUUGGUGGCCACUUGGUGGGAGAAACCUAGCUAGGAAAACUGUCCACGAUUGUGUCACUUGCACGCGACUUAAGGGAAAAAUUGUACAGCCUCUCAUGGGUAAUUUACCCGCUGAACGCCUGGAAGCUGGGUUCCCCUUUAUGCGUUGUGGGGUAGACUAUGCGGGUCCAGUGAUGAUAUUGAAUCGAAGAGGGAGGGGUGCAAGUCUCACUAAAAGUUACAUAUGCUUGUUUGUUUGUUUAUGUACCCGUUCCAUUCAUCUUGAACUAGUUACAAGUCUAUCAACGAAAGAUUAUAUACUUGCUUUGAAACGUUUUAUAUCCCGGAGGGGUAAACCAGCUGAAAUUAUGUCGGAUAACGCAACAAAUUUUGUAGGUGCUGAACGAGAAUUUGUUUCAUUCAUUGAAAAUAACAGUAGCGAUAUUGAUGAUUUUACUUCAAAUAACAACAUUAAAUUUAGUUUCAUUCCUCCGUAUGCUCCUCACUUUGGCGGUUUGUGGGAGGCAGGGGUGAAAUCGUGUAAGCACCACCUGCGACGCGUAAUCGGUUCAGCUAAUCUCACUUACGAGGAACUCAGUACGGUAUUGGCACAAAUUGAAGCCAUCCUCAAUUCCCGACCCUUAACCGCCCUGUCCACUGAUCCUAACGACCUCCAACCCCUCACACCAGCCCAUUUCCUUAUCGGCCGGCCAUUGACUGCUCCAGCCUGCAGAGAUCUGACUGAAAUAUCGAUUCAUCGGUUAAUGCGCUACGACGUUAUUGGGCAGAUGAGGCAAAUAUUCUGGAAACGAUGGGCGAAGGAAUAUGUGGCGGAGUUGCAGACGCGCACUAAGUGGAAAACUCGUCAAGAUUCUCUUGCGAUCAAUCAACUGGCUUUGAUAAAAGACGACAACCUGCCGCCACUAAAAUGGAAGUUAGGGAGAAUCAUACGAAUGUAUCCUGGAACCGAUGGGAUCUCAAGGGUGGCCGACCUACUGACGUCAUCGGGCAUCACACGUAGGGCAUUCUCGAAAAUAUGCCCCCUGCCAGUAUCACCAUAGCAGACGAUGUGUCUGCUAAUUCGGAAUGCUGAAAAUGUUGGAACCGGCUGUUUCCAAGGCCGGGGCCAUGUUAGCGCCAUGUAAACGACGCCAUGUCAACCUGCGACGUGCUGCGCGCGCCGCUGGACUUUGGCUGUCACAUUUUUUGUCAUUGAAGAAAAAUUUUCUUUUCGCUUUUUAUUUGUCUCAAUAAAUUGUAUACGAUUAUAUUAUAAUAAACGAAUAUAUGCGUAUCAAACAGUAA
This is a messenger RNA of Helicoverpa zea (corn earworm), 2311 nucleotides long. RefSeq lists its product as uncharacterized. Gene Ontology annotation, biological process: DNA integration. The record is from RefSeq and is a predicted model, not a curated record. Gene Ontology annotation, molecular function: nucleic acid binding. The transcript has a single exon. Bases 1 to 2067 code for a protein of 688 amino acids. NCBI's taxonomy places the organism in Eukaryota, Metazoa, Arthropoda, Insecta, Lepidoptera, Noctuidae.